UGACAGUUCCUGGUACCAUCUUCAGUUUAAAUCUCGCGAAGGAAGUGGAAGAUAGUUUGUUUUGUUUUCGCCACCAGUUUUCCACACAAAUGGGGGACAGUCGACGACGUGUUUUGGAUCUCUACAAACGGCUGCAGUACAUGGGCCGCGAGUAUCCGGGCGGUCCGGACAAAUUUCGCCAGCGCUGCUACAACGCCUUCAAGCGCCAGAGCACCGAGACGGAUCCGGAGAAAAUUGAGAAAGCGAUCGGACUGGGCGAGUAUGUCGUCAAAGAGAUCGAGGCCCUGUACAGCCUGCGGAAGUACCGCGCCAUGAAGCGACGAUAUUACGACGAAAAAUGAUCAUCAAUCGCACAACAGAUGAUCUGCUGAAGGAAGACACUAGCGAUUGCGGUGGUGAUAAGGCACCGUCGUUAGAUAGAUUGAUAUGACCUUCACGAUAAGGAUGGCAAAAACAAAAUGUGAGACGGCAGUUUUAACUGAAGCUUUACAGCUAACUUUUGAGUACGCUAACGCAAGCUUGUAUGUAUAUAAUUGAUAGUUUUUUCAAAGCAAUAAAAUAUGUACAUUUUAUUAGACGAUGUA
Anopheles coustani is the source of this 584-nucleotide messenger RNA. It is a transcript of the gene osi, whose product is annotated as electron transfer flavoprotein regulatory factor 1. Lineage: Eukaryota; Metazoa; Arthropoda; Insecta; Diptera; Culicidae. Gene Ontology annotation, biological process: respiratory electron transport chain. The record is from RefSeq and is a predicted model, not a curated record. The coding region runs from base 90 to 341 and encodes 83 amino acids. Gene Ontology annotation, cellular component: mitochondrion. The transcript has 2 exons.